Myotis brandtii (Brandt's bat) is the source of this 3600-nucleotide messenger RNA. It is a transcript of the gene SPATA31E1, whose product is annotated as SPATA31 subfamily E, member 1. NCBI's taxonomy places the organism in Eukaryota, Metazoa, Chordata, Mammalia, Chiroptera, Vespertilionidae. The record is from RefSeq and is a predicted model, not a curated record. Bases 1 to 3600 code for a protein of 1199 amino acids. The transcript has a single exon.
AUGGAGGACCCUGCGCCCCAGGUGCCCGCCACCGCCAGGCCUGCCCACCUGCUCCUGGCUGCAGCCUGUGCCUCCAUCUCCUGCAGCCACCUUGGGAGGCCCCCUGAACAGGGUGGCCUUCAUCAGUUCUCCUGUCAAGACUCUCCUGAUGAGGUGUGCACAGCAGCGCCCGCUGAAGCCCACCUGCCGGACGGAGCCCACCUGCCCGACGGGGAGCCUGCGGAAGAUGCUGCUCCUGCCAUAUCCCCGUCGGCUCCUCCGGCUCCUGUGACACUGUGUCCUCUACCUCUGGCCUCUACCCUGUCAGCAGAACAUCAAGACCAAUCUGACUUGAAGGGAACCCCACUGGGUACCAUUGUAAAGAGCUCACUUCCCAGUAAUGCCAUUGUGGCACUGCCCAGCCGAGCCAUCUCCCGCGUUGGCCACUCAAGCUGUCCCCUUCCAGCCCUGUCCUGGUGGCAGGAGGCUGCCAGAGCCUUGUACCUCUCAACCUCAUCACAGCGCAAGUCCCAGCAAGAGCACCUGUCCCACCACCCACCCAAGGCCUCAUUCCGGGGAGACCCCACAGACAGGCAGGUAGAGCCUGGUAGCCUCGCAUUUGUCAACCCUGGAGUCCAGAGGCUGCUGGAGAUUCUGCUCACCAAGAGGGCAGAACUGAUGAUGUGGAAGGAGAAGGAGAAGGAGGGGUCACUUUCAAAACAAAUGGUCCCAGGAUGCCACCUGUGCUCUUUGGGGAGUAUGUGGAAGUCCCUGGGUGCUGAGCAGGACACCCCAACCCCCCAACCCUGCUGGAGCCUGAGGGACAAACAAGAGCAGGUGCCUGGUCCUCAGCAGUUGUCACAUAUCAAGCUCCAGCAGAAAUGCAGCCAGCUCUUCUGGGGUCUCCCCUCUCUGCACAGCGAGUCCCUGGUGGCUACUGCCUGGGUUUCAAAGAGCUCUUCUUACCUACAGCCUCUUUCAGUUUUAUUCAAUGGAAACUCUAAUGACUUCCCAGUUCCAGUGCAGCUUAGAGCACCGGCAGGGCUUUCCCAGGCCCCACCCUUGCCCCUUCCUGGGGCCCAACCCCUACCUUCCCAGCCCCCACCUCUGGCUCCGAUCCAGACCCAGACCCAGAAUCUCACAUCCUCCCUCUCAAUCCAACCACCUUCUUCUCCGCACCAGAUGGGGACCUCUGGGGUGUCUUGCCCUACAGCCCAGAACAAAAAUAUCCCUUGCAUCCCAAAUGAAAUUCAACAUCUGGAAAGUUCCUUGUUGCAGAAGCAACAGAAAAGGGAGAAGGCUUUACCCUCUGUGACCAAGAGAUCUCAGGACGUCUUUAGCCAACCCACUCCCAACCUUCCCCAGCAUAGUGGGGUCUCCCAAGGCCCCGGGUCAGUUUCUGGUUUUCAGAGGGACUUUAUCAGCCCUAAUCUCCAGAAGCUACAUCUUCAAAAGGGGCUCGUGGAAGAUGAGCAGCGUGGCGGUCUGCACUUCAAGGUCCAGGUGUCUCUGGAAUUGAAGCAGCCUCAAGGCCAAGUGCCCCAGGUGUGUCAGGUACAAGAUAAGCAGGGGCCCUUGCAUCUCUCUGUGUUUGCAAGUAAAAGCAGCCAGGACCCACAGAAGAUGGAGUCCAGGCACCAGAGAAAGUCCCAUGGGAAGGGCCAACCAAGGAAAGACUUCAGUAGGCGUCUACGGCAAUGUAGGAGGAAGAGGAGCCCAGAAGGUCUCUCCAGAGACUCAGCUACCUUUGUAGUGAAGGCUCUGGGAAUCAGCUCCAAAAAGAAGUCAGAAAGAGACUUGAAGCCCCCAAAGAGUGACUCAGGAACUUGCUUACCCAGAAGCACAGAUCAGAACCAUUUGGUCAGGAAGUUAGAGCAGAUCGAUCAGGACUUGGACCCUCUGAGAGUGGAUCAACCCUGGCUUGCUGACAACCAUGCUUUUCCCAAGGGCAACACUCACAUGGGAACCAGAAAUCUAGCAACUGCAGAGAGUCGGGAACAUUACGUGAACACCUCCUGCGAGCUUUCCUUCCUCAGUCCCAGCACUCGACAGAUGCUGGAAGUACAUUUUCUAAAGUUUCAGGUGAGGUGCGAGUGUGGCCUGUCCCUCCCGGCCUUUGAGCCCAUAAAUCUCAAGCUACAUGAGGCUCAAUAUUCGCACCUUCCACAGUCCCCUUUGCCCAGUUCAGCUGCUUGUGUACCUGAGGUCCACUCAAAAGCCAAGUUCACCAAGGCCUUGGGAAAACAACCUCAGGCCUUUUCAGAAGAGGUGAUAACAAAAGAGUCAGGUCGCCUCCCCACCACCUCUGCGAAUGCAAGUAAAAGCAGCCAGGGGUCAUUUGAGAAAAGCCAGACGUCCAUUGAAGGGACACCGCCUGGUUCUGGCCAUGGGCUCUCAGAGGCCCCUCGGACUAGAGAGGAGAGCAGGCCGCCUUCUCAGUCCCUCGCACCCAUCCUCCGUGGAAAAACCCAGCAGAACGGUACUGUCAUGGAUGUUAAGAAAAAGAGCCCAAAGCCAAAUCCAAGUUCAACAGUAGCCAGGAAGGAGGCAAAGCAGGAGAAAGGGACUCAGACUCCAGAAGAUCCCUGCCAGAGGCCAGCGAUACUAGAAAAGAAGGUAUCAUCCCACUCUUCAAGGGCUGAAGAGUCCAGGAAGGCAGUGGAGGCUGAGACGGACCCUGCUUGGGAAGUCAUUGUGGGACCCAGAGUGCUGGGCAAUAUCCAAACCACUUAUACGGAUAUGAAGAGAUCAGGGUCUCCAGGACCCACUCAAAGUUCCUCACCACUUGCAAACUCAGUUGCCCAAUAUCUAAAAGAGCCGUACCUUACAACAAAGAAGACCAGUAAGUUUGAGCUUCAAGGGAAGGUAGAGUCAGGGAGCCAGCUUCCAGACCACGCCCCUGGCUUGCUUCUUCCAGACUGUUACAGUGACGUCCUCCUGCAAGACUACGCCACCGGCAUGCUCAUCCAAGACGACGUCACCAACGUGCUCCUGCAAGACCCUCACACGGAUGUGCUGCUCGCUGCCGACAUCUUGGCUUCUCACUGGGCACUGUGUGGUUCCCAGGGGAAAAAAACCAGUGGGGACAUGCCAGCUGCCCAGGGGCCAUAUAACCUCAUAUGGAGUAGACAGAGCAGCCAGGGGCAGCAGGCACCCGGGAUAGCAAAAGUUAAGGCCCCCUGGAAGAGCCAAAGAGAAAUGUUGGUCCCCACUGAUCAGAGGGAGGACAAGAGGAGGCCCAAACCAGGACAGCACAAAGAAGGGCUGGCAGAACGGAGGACCUCACAAACCAGAGGGAUGAGCCACCCUCCUCAGGUGAGGGGUAAAGGAGACACCCUCGGGAGGAAAUACCUCCAACGCCUGCCAGAGGAAGAAUUGGUUUUUGUAGAAUGCAACUGUACGAAAAAGAUGAGGCACUCUCUACAGGACAAAGGACCAAAAGACCCCCUUCAAAAAGGCCUGCCUGCCUCAGCCAUUGGCCGGAGCCAGGAACCAAUCAAAAGCAGAUCGUGUGUGGACACUGGGCCCAUUGAAGCUCAGGCGAUCAUGACAGCUGUGGGGCAGAUCCUGGUGGAGAAGUUAGCAUGUCACCAAGAACUUCAUGGCCAGGAGUUCAGUUAG